This is a messenger RNA of Anopheles aquasalis, 684 nucleotides long. RefSeq lists its product as uncharacterized. NCBI's taxonomy places the organism in Eukaryota, Metazoa, Arthropoda, Insecta, Diptera, Culicidae. The record is from RefSeq and is a predicted model, not a curated record.
AUGAGUGGAAAAAGAAAACCUACGGAACGUGUUGCCGAUCCUACUUCAACUGCCUACAGUGAGCGAUUGCACGGUACUGAAGAGGAGUACGAUCAUCGUAUAGUUGACCCGCAGCAGCACAUUCAGAAGCGUUGCAAGCGAUACUUCAAGUUCGGUGCCAUACUGGAAGGCAUCUCCACACUGACGGACAUACAGCAGCAGGAUCUUGUGACCGGUGGCCCGAGCCAGUACCAGGAUCAAAGCAGUGGCCAUGGGCUGGACUAUCACGCGGCGCAUGUCAUCCGGGUUGGAGAGAUCAAUGAAGAGCUAAAAAGCGACCACAGACCGCUGUACAAUGCGCUUGCUAACUUCCUGGGACACACGCAGGUCGUCGCAAGGGAGGCAAACCUGUGGAGAGGCAUUGGAGGUUCGAUCGAUAGGGCCCAAUCGGAUCGAUUGAUACUACUGUCCCGGGUUCGAUUUCGUGGCCUUAUGGAUGGAUCGAAUCAGAGCGCUAUCCGCAUGGUGUUGCGGAUGUUGGAGAAGGCGAUCAAAGAUCAUGUUGAAUUGUCUAGUGCCGCUAUGGAGUGGCUUAAGGAAAGUUUCAAGGACGAGGGAGUGCUGGAACUGUUCAAAUAUGGCAAAGAGGUGUACAAUAGUGUGGUGAAUGGGGAGUUCCUGAAACGGUAUGCAAAUCCUCAGUGA